AUGCUUAGACUCAACUGGCCGGACAGUCACGAAGGGGAUCGGGUGUGGUUGGGAUCCGUCCCCCUGCAAGUGGGAAGUGACCAACACUUUGACACCAACUGGGCGAUAACGCAAAGUACUGUUGUGGAACACGAUGUUUGUUUCGGGGACGAAGGGCAUCAACCUUCGAUGAGAAUGAAAUGCCUCACUGGACAUUGUCUCGUCAAUGAGGUCGCUGGAACAUUUUACCUGGCUCUGCAAUACAAAAACUAUCCCCUCAACUUAACAAGAACCGAAGGUCACGGCGUCCUUCGAAGCAAAGGGCGCAGGGUGAUCACUCCGCGGGGGCUGGCGUUAGCUAGUUGUGCCUCAGGCUCCAGGGAUAAACUCGACAUAGCUCCGCGCUCUCGCUCGCGAGCAGCGGCUCCCUAUGAAUUUUUCAAAUGUGAUAUCUAUCCUUCAACCGGAAACUGCAUGAAGAAAGCGCUGUAUAUGGCCUCAUAA
This is a messenger RNA of Melampsora larici-populina 98AG31, 483 nucleotides long. RefSeq lists its product as uncharacterized. The transcript has 2 exons. Bases 1 to 483 code for a protein of 160 amino acids. NCBI's taxonomy places the organism in Eukaryota, Fungi, Basidiomycota, Pucciniomycetes, Pucciniales, Melampsoraceae. The record is from RefSeq and is a predicted model, not a curated record.